ACAUGACACGAGACUCGGGACUUUGCUCGGGACCGACGGGACGUUUGUUGACGUAAAACUGCCUCCGUAUUUCUUCCGCGAUAUCCAUAUUUUUCUCAGGAAAUCGUGUUAGAAGUAGUAGAAUGCAUCUAUGAGUUUAACAGUAAACGGGUAAUAUCUAGAUGUGUGAGGUAUUACAUUCGCAGGGAGACGUGUCAAUAAUUUGUAGCAUAAAUGCGAAGCCGCCAAAUUUCGAUCACGCAGUCAAAGUACAACCCACAAUAAACGCUACAAUGCUUUCGAAAUCUUGUUCAGAAACGGAGUAUCUCUCGGUUGAAGUUCGUUAUCCAAGAACGUACAAGCAUCUUAACAAAGGGAAAUACACAGAUUAUGAAGUAUAUAUCGAGACAAAUAAAAUUGCUUUUUCACGAAGAACUUCGACCGUGAGAAGACGAUUCUCUGAGUUUUUGUGGUUAAGAAAGCAACUGGGUAGCGUCGAAGUGAACGGUUUAGGAAAAGGAAAUGUUCCGGAGUUACCACCAAAGAAAAUGAUUGGAAGAUUUCAUCCUUCGUUUCUGAGCCUGCGGCAGCAAGGACUACAGGAUUUUCUUGAAAGUGUCCUUGACAUCAACAAAUUCCUAUCAUUCAGUGGGCUUCACUUGUUCCUACAAUCCCCCAUGACUGUCGAGGAAAUUGAAGCUUUCCUGGAAGGGAAAUAUCCGGAAAAAACAGUCGAAGACAUGAUGGAGGAUUUCGGUUGUGCAACUAACACGGACAACCCAUUUAGUGUAUUUUUAAGAAGCAACAAAUCAGACAUUAUAAUUAACAACAGAGCAGGAAGAUCUGUAUCAUAUGACAGAAUACCAAGUACUGUAUCACAAGAUGACAAAAUUUUAAGUCGAUCAUCUAUGGAGUCGUCAGAUAUCUCCUCAGGCAGUUACACUGGCAUGUUUUAUUGAAAAUUGUACAAAGUUUUAUAUAAGUAUAUUGUACUGUAUAGCGAUAAUAUAGACAAACAAUGCCAUAAGUGGAGCUGUAGAGGCAUUUAGGACUACCAAAUGGCAAAAUAACCUUCAUGACAGUAUAAAGACAACACAGAAUGUCAUUUACUUUCUUUCUGCAGCAAGUCAGAUAGUUUCAAGAAACUUUAGGAAAUGCUUUUUCAAUCCUGUUAAUGCAAAUUCUGCAUUUUGAUGACAAGGGGCUUGUUGUAUAGAACCUGUUAACUUGUUCUAGUCAACGGUUUGAUGGUUAAAUAUUGCAAAAGUGUUCAUCAGCCUUCGCUAUACAACAUACCCCACAUGCAGUGUGGAGAAAGUUCACACUUUGCAAAAUAUAAAUCACAAAACAUAAAUUAUUAAUUAAUAACUUGCUAUUUAUAUUACACCUAUCAAUUUU
This is a messenger RNA of Dendronephthya gigantea, 1377 nucleotides long. Its product is annotated as sorting nexin-11-like. NCBI's taxonomy places the organism in Eukaryota, Metazoa, Cnidaria, Anthozoa, Malacalcyonacea, Nephtheidae. The coding region runs from base 162 to 938 and encodes 258 amino acids. Gene Ontology annotation, molecular function: phosphatidylinositol binding. Gene Ontology annotation, biological process: intracellular protein transport. The transcript is spliced from 5 exons. The record is from RefSeq and is a predicted model, not a curated record.